AUGAAAGUCCAUUAUAUUAAUAUAUUAUUGUUUGCCUUUCCAUUAAAUAUAUUGGUAACAUUAUAUCAUGUAAAUACCCACAAAAAACUAUCCACCACAACAUGUGAUAUACAAACUACCAGAUUAUUAUGCGAGUGUGAAUUAUAUGCACCUGCCAACUAUGAUAAUGACCCACAAAUGAAAGAAGUAAUGGAUAAAUUCAGUAAACAGACACAACAAAGAUUUGAAGAAUACGAUGAAAGGUUGCAAGAAAAACGACAAAUAUGUAAAGAUAAAUGUGAUAAGGAAAUCCAAAAAAUUAUUUUAAAAGAUAAAAUAGAAAAACAAAUGCAAGAACAGUUUGCUACGUUACAAACUGAUAUACAAAGUGAUUCCAUUCCAACAUGUGUUUGCGAAAAAUCAUUAGCGGACAAAUUUGAAAAAACAUGUUUGAAAUGUGGAGGUGUCUUGGGAGGGGGUGUGGCGCCCGAAUUAGGUUUAAUAGGUGGAACGGCUUUAUAUGGGAUAAGUGUUUGGAAACCUAAGGCUAUUGCAUCCGCUAUUGUAGAAGCACAAAAAGCAGGUGAGGCUGCAGGUAAAGCUGCGGGUGAUAUCGCGGGUGUUGCUGAAGUCAUUUCAGGAUUAAAAUCAAAAUUUUCUCUAGAUACAUUAUUUGGUACAACACUGGACAAAUUUAUUACGACAAAAAAUUAUGUUAAUGAAACUGUAAUUUCUGGAGCUGUUAAACUUCAAUAUCAAGUAUCAUGCGCAACAGACCCACUUGGUGAAACAAGCGUUCUGUGCUUUUACAAAACUAUUGGAGAACCUAAUGCUACUGCAGCUGUAGUGGAAAAUGCAAAAAUUGUUGUUACAGAUGCUAUACAAGAAGCUUCUGAAGUGGCGUUUAAAGUUACUGCUUCUAAAACAGCUGAAUUUAAGGAAAUAAAUAUUGCUACCGUAGAAUCUAUAUGUAACAGUUACAACACUGCCAUAAUUGCUUCCAUUGCUACUAUAGUAGUUAUAAUUUUAGUUAUGAUAGUUAUUUAUUUAAUUUUACGUUAUAGUAGAAAAAAGAAAAUGAAGAAAAAACUGCAAUAUAUAAAAUUAUUAAAUCAGUAA
Molecule: messenger RNA, 1098 nt
Organism: Plasmodium falciparum 3D7
Lineage: Eukaryota; Apicomplexa; Aconoidasida; Haemosporida; Plasmodiidae
Product: rifin
Exons: 2
Coding region: 1-1098 (365 amino acids)
Source: RefSeq, a predicted model, not a curated record